AUGCCAUUCUCACCUUGGACAUGUAUGAUGUUAUAUACAAUUUCAUGCUUGUUAGAUGCGGUGGACGGCAACGCUGCCAGAUAUUUUAAUCAAUGCACUAAGUUUGGUGUAGUUUUAGACAUGGUCACAGAUAGAUCUAGUACAAGUUGUUUAUUAUGUUAUCUUUCCUCUGCUUACCCUUCGUGGAGAAUCAUAUUUCAAUUAUUAAUAUCUUUGGACCUUAGUAGUCAUUAUAUGCAUAUGUAUAGUCAUAAGAAAAUAUCAGAGUCUUCGAAUCGUAUGCUGAGGGUUUACUAUUCAGAUAAUAGGGUACUUUUUGCCGUUUGUGCGUUCAAUGAGUUGUUUUUCGUUGCAUUAUACCUUUUAUCAUUCGAAGGACAAUCUACCUUCCCACAGUGGAGCAUCUUUCCUCUUUAUAUUCUUGCAUUAUUUUCAUUUCCUAUUUGUGCCGGCAAACAAGUGAUUAAUAUAAUUCAAUUGGUGGGCGCAAGCCAGAGCUUAGCAAAAGUUGAUAUAGAGGAUCGCCAAAUGGCAGCUAAAAAAAUUAGUUAA
Molecule: messenger RNA, 552 nt
Organism: Dentiscutata erythropus
Lineage: Eukaryota; Fungi; Glomeromycota; Glomeromycetes; Diversisporales; Gigasporaceae
Source: the annotation of a GenBank genome assembly